CGCGGCACCCGCACUCAGUGCUCUUCACAGUAUGGCCGGCGAUAUUAGCUAGCACUCACUCACGGUAUUCUCUGUAAAAGGGAAGACGGUAACUCAAGGAAAUCAACACCUGGAUUGCUUAAAGGACUGUACCUCACUAAAUUAUAACCGACCGAGGAAGGACUCAUUAAGCUGUAAACGUUACAACCGACGUUGAAUAUUUUUGUUGGCUGUCUGUUGCCUCAUGAUGGAAGAAAAUGGUGCACAUUUCUUCGAGGGGACCGAAAAGCUGCUGGAGGUGUGGUUCUCCCGGCAGGAUGAGACCAAAGGAACCGGCGACCUCCGCACCAUCCCGAGGUUUGAGUGGGACAAACUUUUGGAGAAUGUGCAUUGUUUGAUCAUAAGUGUGACAAAGACUGACAAGCAGGAAGCUUAUAUACUCAGUGAGAGUAGCAUGUUUGUCUCCAAGAGACGUUUCAUUUUGAAGACGUGUGGAACCACCCUCUUGCUGCAAGCACUGGUCCCUCUGCUGGAACUAGCCAGGGAGUACUGUGGCUUCGAUGCCAUCGAGAACUUUUUCUACUCCCGCAAGAAUUUCAUGAAGCCAACUCAUCAAGAAUUCCCUCAUCGAAACUUCCAGGAGGAAGUGGAAUUUCUCAGCCAGAUUUUCCCCAAUGGUGCAGCCUACUGUAUGGGCCGUCUGAACUCUGACUGCUGGUACCUGUUUACCCUGGACUUACCAGAGUACUGGGAAAACAAGCAUGCAGAUCAGACACUGGAAGUUCUGAUGAGUGACCUUGAUCCAGCCAUUAUGGACCAGUUCUAUAUGAAAGAUGGUGUUUCUGCAAGUGAUGUCACUCGUAUGAGUGGAAUUCGUGACCUGAUAGCAGGUUCUGUGAUCGAUGCCACAAUGUUCAACCCUUGUGGAUACUCAAUGAAUGGAAUGAAGACUGACGGAACGUACUGGACCAUCCACAUCACCCCUGAGCCAGAGUUCUCCUAUGUCAGCUUCGAAACCAACCUCUCUGCUACAUCGUACGAUGAUUUGGUGAGGAAGGUGGUGGAUGUGUUCAAGCCAGGGAAGUUUGUGACGACUCUUUUUGUCAACCAGAGCUCCAAGUGUCGCAGCGUUUUUUCUUCCGCGCAGAAACUUGAGGGGUACAAGCGCCUCGACCGCCAGUUGGCUCAGUUUAAUGAUUACAAUUUUGUCUUCACAAGUUACGCCAAGAAACACCAGCAGAACCAGCAGAGCUGAGGGUCGGGGAUGAAGAAGAGGCGCAAAAAGAAAAGCAGCUGCCGGGGGCCGCCCCCCUGCGCCUGCCCGCCUCACCCCCCCGUAGAGAGCCCGUCGUCUUCCCCCCCCUCCUCCCUCCAGCCGCUC
Molecule: messenger RNA, 1360 nt
Organism: Solea solea (common sole)
Lineage: Eukaryota; Metazoa; Chordata; Actinopteri; Pleuronectiformes; Soleidae
Gene: amd1
Product: adenosylmethionine decarboxylase 1
Exons: 9
Coding region: 224-1234 (336 amino acids)
Biological process (GO): spermidine biosynthetic process; spermine biosynthetic process
Cellular component (GO): cytosol
Molecular function (GO): adenosylmethionine decarboxylase activity
Source: RefSeq, a predicted model, not a curated record